CCUGUUUGUUUGAAGAAGCAAAACUGACAGUAGAGAAUGGCCUAAUUUCACGCCAGAAGUCCGUGUUUUCUCUCAAGUUCUUGCAGAUGGGGAGAGAAGCGGUGGGUUCUGUGCCUUACUCAUCGGCGGCGACAUAUGAUGAGAGAACAGGAAACUCGAUGUCUGAUGACGGCAGCGUGAGGAAGGACAUCGGCGGCGACGUCAGCUGCCCGGAAAGAUGUAAGCAGGCGGAAGAUGAAGGACGGGCAUGGGCGGCGAGAGAGAAGACGCCAAUCAUGGCAACUGGUAAGGCUAGGACUUAGGAGCAAAACCCACCAUGAAGUCUCUUGCGUCAGCCUGAGGCAAGAAUGACCGGAUGCAAGCAGGCAGGAGACGUCGCAUGAGAUAAGCAUUAGUGGCUAUGGGCGGCGGCGGGAUUCCGAUUGGGCGAGAAAAGCUGCCCAUCGACGUGGCCUAAAGCUUUCAAGGCUUCCAAUUAGAGUGACAGAAGGCCCCACUAAAGUCAAACAAACUCUCAUAGUCGGCUGAACUACUACACCAAUCUUGAUUCACAGUCGGCGAAGUAGAUCACAAAUACUCCUUCUCUUCCCAGAAUGGGUGAUUGAUUCAUCCUUCACUCUCUCCUUGGAUUCCAUUCUAAAUUUCCAAUCCAAUCAGUAUGGCGGAUACUUUCUCUGAAUCAAUCGCAGCAUCGGCCCAGGCCUUCAAGCUCAUCCUCCAGGGCUUCACAUUGAUACCUAUAAUCCAUUAUGAAAUAGCUUUUGUGUGUUUCCUCAUAAUUUUCAUCUACAAUUUCUUAGAGUUUCAUUUCUUUCAUGAUGUUCUCACUCUGUUCCAAGGUUCUCCGGUGUCUCUAACAUACAAUUCGGCCUCUGAGAUUUACCACGGCGUCGCUUCAAAGUGUCGCCUUCUUCAUGGCAGGUACUUGGUUACACCUUGGCUCUCAAGUCCUCACGUUCAAACAACAUUUCUACAUUUCCAUGGAAGACCUCCUGCAGUAAAUUAUAGAAGAAAAUUAUUUCAUGCAUCUGAUGGUGGAACUUUUGCUCUGGAUUGGCUAAAGAGUUCAGAUGUGUUAGGAGGAUCAACAUGUGAAGAUAAUGCUGGUUUGAGGCAUGAUAAAACCCCCAUCUUGAUUGUAAUUCCUGGAUUAACUAGUGAUUCCUCUGCAGCUUACAUCAAGCAUCUUGCUUACUCCACUGCUGAACGAGGAUGGGAUGUUGUUAUUUGCAAUCACCGCGGACUUGGAGGAGUUUCUGUUACGUCUGAUUGCUUCUAUAAUGCGGGGUGGACAAAAGACACACGAGAUGUCAUCAACGAUCUUCAUCGUGAAUAUCCCAAUGCUCCUCUUUUUGUAGUUGGAACUAGCAUUGGUGCCAACAUCCUGUUGACUCAUAAGAUAAGAAAUAAGGCAGGCAUGCAGGCAUGCAGAUUCUUCCAUGUACUCGAGGCAAAUUGUUAUGAUCCAAGGCAUGCAUCAUGCUGA
Molecule: messenger RNA, 1486 nt
Organism: Lactuca virosa
Lineage: Eukaryota; Viridiplantae; Streptophyta; Magnoliopsida; Asterales; Asteraceae
Source: the annotation of a GenBank genome assembly